ACGGGCACUUCCCCACUCAUUCGACUCAUCAAGGCCAAGAGCACUGGCCAAAUAUCAACAGGAAGCACAAAGUCAACAUUAAACAUACAUCAUCCCUUCUCAUAUCCCUGCCUGUCAUACUGAGCUGGCGUUAAUCUAGCUCACGAACUCUUCCCUAGCGCGAUGGCUUCGUUAUUUGAUUGUCUGCAGCUUUGGCUCCACUUGCACUGUUUAAGGCUACGCUGCUCUUGAAUCAACGUGGCUGGUUAAGGGGGACUAGCUGAACCUACCUACUGCUGGGAGUUCAAGUGAAGGCCAGUCAGAACCACAUCAACUUUAUCAAAUCCUGUAUUCAUACCAUCGCCACAAUGCAAACGCUCAAUGAUCUGCGCUCUGGCGCAUGUAAAGGCCUCUCCAAGGUCAAAUUGACUUGUCUACUGGAUGACUUUCCACUAGAGAUUCUCUCUCUUGGUCCAGAUCUGAUACAUCUCGACCUGUCAGGCACAGGCAUCUCCUCUCUUCCUUCUGACAUUGGCACCCAGUUACCCAAUCUCAAAAUUUUAUUCUUGUCGGAAUGCAGAUUCACAACCUUUCCCUCGGCCCUUGCAUCAUGCUCGUCUCUUUCAAUGGUCGCCUUCCGCAACAACGGAAUGGCCUCCAUCCCGGAGAACUCCUUACCGCCAAAGCUGAGGUGGCUCAUCUUGACAAAUAACAGGAUUAGUGCCUUGCCCAAGUCCAUUGGCUCUUGCGCUCAGUUGGAAAAGUGCAUGCUUUCGGGGAACACUCUUAGCGAACUGCCGGACGAGAUGGCACGAUGCCAGAAGCUGACCCUUCUGCGCUUGUCGGCCAACAAAAUCGAACAGCUUCCCGAUUGGCUUUUCAAACUCCCCAACCUCGCAUUUCUCUCCUUUGCCGGCAACCCCUGCACAGCAUCAGAACGGACGACCGGGCGUGCUCGUCGCAACUCGGAAAGCCUCCCACAGAUCCGGUGGGCUGACCUCACUACACAUGACGUCCUUGGUGAGGGUGCCUCCGGCAUCAUCUCCAAGGCGACCUGGCGCCGGGACGGCUCUGAGGAAGACGUGGCGGUGAAGCUUUUUCGUGGCGUGCUGACCAGCGACGGCACGCCCAUCGACGAGAUGCGGGCAUGCAUGUCUGCCGGGGCGCACGCCAACCUCGUCGACGUUCUAGGCCGAAUCCAUGGACAUCCAGAUGAUGGCCGGCGGCCAAGGACCGGCAAGUUUCAGGGCGGCUUAGUCAUGCAGCUCAUUCCUCCGACGUACCGGACACUGGGCAAGCCUCCGUCUCUGGACAGCUGCACCAGGGAUUGCUACGACGCCUCGGAUCCGACCCUGUCUGCCAAAACCGCCGUUAAGAUCCUGGCGGGCGUGGCAGCCGCCGCGAGGCACCUGCAUUCCAAUGGAAUCUACCAUGGUGACCUGUACGCGCACAACAUCAUGGUUGACGACGAGGGGCGGGCCCUAUUGGGGGAUAUGGGGGCUGCGACGAUCUACGGGGACGACGGGCGAUUCUCGCUGCUCGAGGGGCUCGAGGUAUUAGCUUUUGCACACCUGGUCGAGGAUGUGAGGGGCCUGGUGCGUGACUCCGGUUCCGACUCGGCCGAGGAGGUUCUAGAACGGCUCAAGGAGCUACAUCGCCGGUGUUCGGUGUCCCUGGUAGCAGACCGACCAUCAUUUGAGAACCUCGUCGAGACGUUACAAGGUUUGUUGGUGCUUUGCAAGGAUGAAUGAUUUAUCAACCGUCGGGCUUAGUUUUGCCUGGAUGCGGUCGGGGUACGGAUGAUCUGAAGCCAGGAGCUCGUCCCUCAUGGAACCUUGACAAAAGUUACCGAGUCUGUGAUUAUCCUGCUUGUCAUCACACAUGCAUCGGAACUCGCUGGUAUGUUCGGCGGAUUUACCAAUCCGGCAUAUCGAGGUACUUUUGGUACCUUGGGUACUUUGUGCACAUCGGGCAAAUUGGACAUUUCGAGUAGGUGAAUCGAGUGAUGCUCAGUCAUCAAAGCAGAGAUGUCGUCCCGCCCACGAUUUUAUAUUGAUUACAGUACCACACAUGGACUGUUGAGAUGAUAAGACAAUCAAGUUGAUCUCGCCCUGCGUCCUAUUAGACAACCUUUAAACAGCCUUAUGGUAGCGAACCAACAUCCUGACUAUGAACACAAAAGCUUGAAUACGGGGAGAUAUGCAUCCAAAGUUAUCCAAGGAAAAACCUCGCCAAAACCUUGUCCACAUCGGCAAGCCUCCCACUUUCCGUCAA
Pyricularia oryzae 70-15 is the source of this 2253-nucleotide messenger RNA. Its product is annotated as serine/threonine protein kinase. The record is from RefSeq and is a predicted model, not a curated record. Gene Ontology annotation, biological process: protein phosphorylation. Gene Ontology annotation, molecular function: protein binding; ATP binding; protein kinase activity. The transcript has a single exon. Bases 348 to 1730 code for a protein of 460 amino acids. NCBI's taxonomy places the organism in Eukaryota, Fungi, Ascomycota, Sordariomycetes, Magnaporthales, Pyriculariaceae.